Molecule: messenger RNA, 593 nt
Organism: Drosophila rhopaloa
Lineage: Eukaryota; Metazoa; Arthropoda; Insecta; Diptera; Drosophilidae
Exons: 1
Coding region: 1-534 (177 amino acids)
Source: RefSeq, a predicted model, not a curated record
AUGGCAUUUUUAAUUUUCGCUGCGAUUCUGCUAAUGUCCCACGGGAUCCAAAGCCAGAAAAAAGCCUAUUUGGAUCCACUUAUAAAGCUGAGUGAUAUCAUCACGGCCCGCUUAGAAGAAAGCCUCAAGGAUCUGAGGGCUGGAGAGUUUUCUUCUUAUUACACUAAACUACAGCAAGCAGCCAAACUUCCAUUUUCAAAACUGGACGAAAAAAUUACGGCUCUUAAUAUGUUCAGACUUCUUCAGCGGACCGACGAGUCCUUCGGCUCAACUAGGACACCAGCGAUCCAGAAUGGAAGUCUGCCCGAGAACGGACCUGCCCUUCGACAGAAAUUCACCCAGUCUGAAAAAAAAAUCCUAAAUCUUCUUAUGAGGCUCGGCAUCUACGAUAACUUUACUGCUCGCGUUUUCAAGGCAAUCUUCAGCGAUGAACAGCAGCUGAAAAAACUCAAAAAGAAGCUCGAUGAUUUGGAUAAGAAGGAAAUGGACGACGGCAAAGACUCCUUGUGGGACUUUUUACUCGACCUUUUCUGAGUCUAAACUACACUGGGACCAGUUGUCCUUUUUCAGAGUUUAAUAAAUGGUUUAUUUUA